Messenger RNA from Triticum urartu, 2644 nucleotides. Its product is annotated as E3 ubiquitin ligase PQT3-like. The record is from RefSeq and is a predicted model, not a curated record. Gene Ontology annotation, cellular component: nucleus. Gene Ontology annotation, biological process: ubiquitin-dependent protein catabolic process; protein ubiquitination; mRNA processing. NCBI's taxonomy places the organism in Eukaryota, Viridiplantae, Streptophyta, Magnoliopsida, Poales, Poaceae. Gene Ontology annotation, molecular function: zinc ion binding; nucleic acid binding; ubiquitin protein ligase activity.
GAUCUGUAACUUCGCCCGCCGUCUGCGGCUCUCCCUGUACUAUUUGAUCGCUAGAUUGAUCGAUCUGUGAGAAGUCCUCCCCGGACCUCUCGCGAAUUGUGUGUGUGCAAAGCGAGAGGCCCGGAGAGAGGGGCAGACAGACUCCGAUUCAUCACCAUGGGUGUCUUGUAUUACAAAUAUAAGAGUGCAAAGGAAACUUACCCUGUGACGUUGCCCUACUCGUUUAUAUCUGUGCCUGAUCUCAAGCAGCUCAUCUUGUCGAGUAACCGGCACGGCACCGGCCGUAGCCGCGGCCGCGGCCCCCGCGAGGAUAUCGCCCUCUCCAACGCCCAGACCGGCGAAGAAUAUGCAGAGGAUGCAAUGAUACCACAGAACGUAACUGUGCUUGUCCGCCGAACUGCCGGGCAAGAGUCGGAGAAUAUCGUCGUGGUCUCCUCGCGGAAAGUAAUAGAAGAUGGUUCUAUAGCUUCAAACAGAUCAGUGGUUACUGAAUCAGUCUCAAAAUCUUGUUCCUCCGCAGAAGUGAAAGAUGAAGAUGCUGCAAUCGCAGCUGUGAUUGAUGCGGCUGAGCUUAAAUGGGAAGAGCAGUCAUUUAAGAGAGGACAAGCUCCUGGAAGGUUUACAUCAGGACGCCAUAAUGGCCAUGGAUCAUCAGAGAGGGAGGCACCUCCACCCGGCUAUGUGUGCCGCAGCUGCGGGGUUGCAGGCCAUUUCAUUCAACAUUGCCCACAGGAAAACCAGACGCCUCCACCUGGCUAUACCUGCUACAGAUGCCGGAUUCCAGGGCAUUUUAUUCAGCAUUGCCCAACCAUUGGCGAUUCCAAAUUUGACAACUACAAAAUGUCUCGUCCAGUUGCCCCGGUCGUAUCUCCAAAUCCGGCUGAUGACAUUCUAUCUGCACUUGCCCCAGCUGCAUCUGCGAGUGUAGUUGAUGACUUGCCAGCAGAACUCCACUGCCAACUAUGUAAUAAGGUGAUGGCAGAUGCGGUGUUAACAAGCAAGUGCUGCUUUGUCAGUUUCUGUGAUAAAUGUAUUCGAGAUUACAUUAUUACACAAUCGAAGUGCAUUUGUGGAGUCAAGGUCCUUGCAGAUUCCCUCAUCCCCAACCCCACAGUUAGGAGCACAAUCAGCAAUUUGUUAGGUACAAGGACUUGCAGCACUGCCAGCGGUACAGGGAAGCACAGAAGUUCUUCAGGAAGCAACCCUGAUCCCAAAUCACAGAGCCACACCACCUCGGCUGCUUUGGAAAGGGACACAAAGCAAUGUAUGGACAACCAGCUAUCAGCAGCUUCUCCCGACGCCCGCCUCCAGGUCGCCACAGAAGGUGAUCAAGUCGACCGCCCUCAGAAGAAUUCUGAUCUGAAGAGCAACACUGAAGGCUCUGCAGGGCGUUCAGUAGAGAAAGCCGUACCUGGUGCUGACCUCCCCAAACUGAAGGAUGUGAGCGAAUCAACUUUGAAGAACGGUACUAUUUCAGGGAGCUUGGAACCAAAAGUUGCUAGGCCUGAUCAGUUGAAAAAGAAGCGGAAGAAGGCAGACUCAUCUAAGGCUGUUCAUCCAAACAAUGCUGACUAUGGUUACAACGUUCCAUUUGACCCUGCAUAUUGUAACCCUUUCAAUGGUGCAUAUCCCAUGGGUCCAUUUGGUGUACCUGAUCCAUACAUGUACGGCUCAAUGGGCAUGCCCUAUGGUGGUUUCCCGAUGGGUCCAUUUGGUAUGAAUCCCUACGGCAAUAUUCCGCCGCAGGCUCUUGCCAUGCAAGGCUAUCCGCCAAACUAUCAAAGCUGGGAAAACCAGGCCGCGCUACACCGUGAUGCCGAAGCUGCUGCACGCUCAAGGCAGGUCUCCCAGGGGAACGCUGAAGCUGCUGCACGUUCAAGGCAGACCGAGAGGCCAAAUGGCUCCGGUGCUUGGCCCAGGCCAUCAGAUCGCAACCAGCGCAUGGGCUCUCCUCAAGGCAGAGAGUUGAGGGACAGGCCCCAGUCAAGACCUGAACCAUCAGAGCGCAACCAGCGCUUGGGUUCUCCUCGCGGCAGAGAGUCCAGAGACAGGUCCCGGUCUAGAUCUAAACCAUCAGAGCGCAGCCAGCGCUCGGUUUCUCCUCGCCGCAGAGAGUCGAGGGACAGGUCCUGGUCAAGACCGGCAAGGAGUAGUAGGGACCAUGGGCGUUCCGACAGAGGUUCCAGUGACUACCACGAGGAUCACCAUGACAGGAAGAGAAUGCGUGUCUCUUCUACCGUUGAUGGUGAUACAGAGAGCAGCCAGAGGUCCAGACACAGUUCUAGGAGCAGCCUCAGGCGCGACGACGCAAGCGACGAUGAGCAGAAUUUCAAGAGGAAGUGGGGACGAUGAGCAGAAUUUCAAGAGGAAGUGGGGACGAUGAUCACCGGUCGCCAUGGAUGGAUGCAAGGUUCUGAAUAAAGAUGGAGGACUUGUUGCAGCAUUGCUGAUGUCCAAUGCUUUGCUGAUGAGACUUGUUUUACUAGUGAUUGUAUAUGUCUCGGAAAGCAGAGGAUAAUUCCUCUUGCAGAAUGUUAAACCAUUAUCAUACCAGAGAUUUGUAAUAUAUAUCUGAGAGUUCCCAGAUCUCUUCCUCUGUAAUGGAAUGUUAUUACCAAGAUAAAUGAAAUUAUCAUCAGCUACA